GUUAUCAUGUUAGAAUUACUCUUCAAGAGUUAUUAGGUCUAGGAGGUCCACGUUUUACAUUUUAUCAGUAUUGCCUUCAUGCUUCACACAUUCAAGAUGUGAAUUUUGAUAAAUAUAAUUAUAGCAGAG
This is a messenger RNA of Scutellospora calospora, 129 nucleotides long. The record is from the annotation of a GenBank genome assembly. NCBI's taxonomy places the organism in Eukaryota, Fungi, Glomeromycota, Glomeromycetes, Diversisporales, Gigasporaceae.